This is a messenger RNA of Elephantulus edwardii (Cape elephant shrew), 1128 nucleotides long. RefSeq names its product GPN-loop GTPase 1 (gene GPN1). Bases 4 to 1128 code for a protein of 374 amino acids. The record is from RefSeq and is a predicted model, not a curated record. The transcript has 14 exons. Gene Ontology annotation, molecular function: ATP hydrolysis activity; GTPase activity. NCBI's taxonomy places the organism in Eukaryota, Metazoa, Chordata, Mammalia, Macroscelidea, Macroscelididae.
AAGAUGGCGGCUCCCGCGACUGUGUCUGAACAGCACGCUACAGGAGUUUCACAACCCCCGGUGUGCCUGUUGGUGUUGGGAAUGGCAGGAUCGGGAAAAACAACUUUUGUACAGAGGCUUACAGGAUACUUGUAUGGCCAAGCCCGUCCACCAUACGUGAUCAAUUUGGACCCUGCUGUGCACGAAGUUCCUUUUCCUGCAAAUAUUGAUAUCCGUGACACUGUGAAGUAUAAAGAAGUCAUGAAACAAUAUGGACUUGGACCCAAUGGUGGCAUAGUGACCUCCCUCAAUCUUUUUGCUACCAGAUUUGACCAGGUGAUGAAAUUUAUUGAGAAGACCCAGAACAUGUCUAAGUAUAUUUUGAUUGACACACCUGGGCAGAUUGAGGUAUUUACCUGGUCAGCUUCCGGCACAAUUAUCACCGAGGCCCUUGCAUCCUCAUUUCCAACCGUUGUCAUCUAUGUAAUGGACACAUCGAGAAGCACCAACCCAGUGACCUUCAUGUCCAAUAUGCUCUAUGCGUGCAGCAUCCUGUAUAAAACCAAGCUGCCUUUCAUUGUGGUCAUGAAUAAAACUGACAUCAUUGACCACAGCUUUGCAGUAGAAUGGAUGCAGGAUUUUGAGGCUUUCCAAGAUGCCCUGAAUCAAGAGACAACAUACGCCAGUAAUUUGACUCGUUCCAUGAGUUUGGUGUUGGAUGAGUUUUACAGCACACUCAGGGUAGUUGGUGUCUCUGCUGUUCAGGGCACGGGCUUAGAUGAACUCUUUGUGCAGGUCGCCAGUGCUGCUGAAGAAUACGAAAGGGAUUAUCGUCCUGAAUAUGAACGCCUGAAAAAAUCACUGGCCAGUGCACAGAAUCAGCAGCAGAAAGACCAACUGGAACGCCUUCGGAAAGACAUGGGCUCUGUGUCCUUGGACACAGGGAUGGCCACAGACGCUGCAUCUUCUGUGAUGGACCCUUCGGACUUGAUCUUGACCCGAGGAACCUUGGAUGAAGAAGAUGAAGAAGCAGACAGUGAUACUGAUGACAUUGACCACAGAGUUACAGAAGAAAGCCAUGAAGAGCCAGCCUUUCAGAAUUUUAUGCAACAAUCAAUGGCACAAUACUGGAAGAGAAGCAACAAAUAG